This is a messenger RNA of Capsicum annuum, 3001 nucleotides long. RefSeq names its product protein WHAT'S THIS FACTOR 1 homolog, chloroplastic. Gene Ontology annotation, molecular function: RNA binding. NCBI's taxonomy places the organism in Eukaryota, Viridiplantae, Streptophyta, Magnoliopsida, Solanales, Solanaceae. The record is from RefSeq and is a predicted model, not a curated record. Bases 393 to 1616 code for a protein of 407 amino acids. The transcript is spliced from 4 exons.
UGGAGAAGUGGGUGGCGAGGAAGAGAGGUGAGUGCCGCCGUAGAAGACGACGAGGACGAAGAAGAGGCGAACCUACUCCCAUAAAAUUUUAUCAGAGACCCAUAAAAAAAUAGUUUCAAAAUUAUUAAAUAACUAUGUAGGAUAAUUAUUUUAAAUGUUAACCUCUACCCAAAAAAAAAAAAAAAAAUGUUAACCAUAUGGCUUAUUUUAUCUAUAUUACUUUGUAAAUUUUUUUUAAAAUUUAUUUUAACCCGCACAACACUUAGUCUAAAAUCCACCCCAUUGCCAUCCCUAUUUUCGGGUCGCCCUGAAAUCACUCAAAAACCCACAACCCUAAAAUUCUACACAUUUCCAUUCUUCAAUCAAUUGUACCAAAACCCUAAACUUAAAAAAUGUACUUCAGCAAUCAUCUUAUACAUUCACUGAGAAUAAAAAACCAAAAAACCCAUGGCAUUUUCAUGCAAUUCAAAGCAUCAAUUUCAAGCCUAAAAGUAGCAUGGCGCAAAGACCCCAAGUUAGAUCAAGCAAUUGAAAACGACAAAAAAUGUAAUCAAUGUUCAAGAAUUGUCAAAGAAGUGUUAAACGAACCGGGUCAGGUAAUCCCACUUCACUAUUUGGAAAAACGCCGUGAUAGAUUAAGGUUAACAGUUAAAAUUAAAACUUUUCUUGAUUUAAACCCGGGUUUAUUUGAUUUAUAUAUGGAUCGGGUCAGACCCAAAUCGGAACCGGUAACGUUUGUUCGACCGAGUGAAAGAUUGAGGCAAUUCUUGGAAGAGGAGAAGAGGAUUUUUGUUGAUAAUGAAUUUUUGUUGGUGUCUAAGUUAUGUAAACUUUUGAUGAUGUCUAAGGACAAGGUUGUUAGUGCAGAUAAAUUGGUACAGGUUAAGAGGGAAUUCGGGUUCCCGAAUGAUUUUUUGGUUAAUUUAGUACCAAAAUAUCAAGAAUAUUUUAAGUUGAUUGGUGAACCUGGGGAGGGGAGAUCGUUUUUGCAGUUGGUUAAAUGGAAUCCAGAGUUCGCAAAGUCGGUCAUUGAGGUAAGAGCUGAGGAAGAAUCGAGGUUAACGGGGAUCAGAACUAGGCCAGCGUUUAAUUGGAAACUUCCACCGGGUUUUUUCAUUAGGAAGGAAGUGAGAGAGUGGAUUCGAGAUUGGAUGGAGCUUCCUUACAUAUCACCAUAUGCUGAUGUAUCACAUUUGGAUCAAUCUUCACGAGAGAUGGAGAAGAGGAAUGUGGGGGUUUUCCACGAGUUGUUAUCGCUUUCUCUUUAUAAGCGGAUUCCUAUCCCCAUUUUAGGGAAAUUUAGUGAUGAAUAUAGGUUUUCAAAUGCAUUCUCAAAUGUAUUUACUAGGCAUUCGGGGAUAUUCUAUACUUCGUUGAAGUGUGGGAUUAAAACUGCAAUGCUUAGGGAAGCAUUCAAGGAUGGUGAGCUGAUAGAACGAGACCCACUUCUUGAGAUUAAAGACGAAUUUCUUAAGUUACUUGCUGAGGGCCACAGGGAGAAAGCCGAGCGCUUGAGAUUGCAGAGAGAAAUGGUUCAGGAGGACAUGAAAAUGAUGGCACUUAGCAAUAAUGAUCUAGACUACGACAAAUGUGAAAAGGAGCUAUUGGAAGAGUAGGAAGAUGCAGAACCUUGAAAGCUAGCUUCAUCUUGAAAGUCAAGCUGGGUGUAAGUAGAAUUGCUAGUGAUGUCGGAACAAGGAGUUUUAGUAUGUAGUUUUGCAAUCCAAAGCACAAUGUAAUUUCAUGGGUCUCUGUGACGGGAUUUCCAUUUUGCAGUUCAUUGAGGACCUUCUUUGAUAAAAGAAGCCAACGAUGCCGUGCAUACGAUUCAGUUGUUUAACAUACGGAAAUGAAACUAGUAAAAUGAAGCUGGAUAUUGGUCCUAGAAGCCCUCUAGCAUUUGUUACUUUCAUCUGGUUCAUUAAGCAUGGUUCAGUGAAUUGUUGCAACUUGCGAACAGUUAGAGAGCACCUAUGAAACCUAAUGUAGCUUCUCAACUGUGAUUAUCCAUCUCCACAUCAAAACAGAAUGCUCUGAUGCCGAUCGGCACAGGAUUGCUUUCUAGAGUAGGAAGCUGUGUAACUUCCUGGGAAAAACAAACCAUCUCUCCCUUCGCUGCCAUAUUUGCUGCAGUCAUUUUGGUGUAUCUAGAAUGGCCAGAAUGGGUUACCAACAGGACCAAUUCCAGCAGGAAGGCGGGAAAAUCCACUGACUACUAUUCGACAUGGUUUGAGACCAACAAUGACUGGAGUCUUACAUUUGAUAAACCUUCUUUGGCAUGGCAUCUCUCUCUUCUCCCACACUCCCAAUACCCUCUAACUCUCAUUUUAAAGCUCGUUUGUUUCCCUUCCAUUAUCUUAAGGGCUGCAAGAGUUGCGAUGCGUAAUGUGUUUGGGAUGAAAUAAUGAGAACUUGACCGUCUUUCUCUUUAUGCUCUGUGAUGGAGGAUUUUAGUGCCUUAUCUUCUGUUUACGUUGAAGGAGAGCCUUGGAGUAACUGGUAAAGUUGCUGCCAUGUGACCAGGAGGUCACGGGGUCAGCCCUUGGAAACAGCCUCUGACAGAAAUGCAAGGCGUCUUCAGUUCAAUGUGAAUGGAUGCAUUUUGAAAGGAGAAUUGAGCAUUGGGGAUGAAGAAUUCACAAUAAAUUUGAGUGAUGCAAUAUGGAUUAGGGUAUUCUGUUGCCAAACCUACAAAUAUAGACCCAGUGCAUAAUGAGAGAUGGUGAUGCGAGGAUUGUGGAACUUGAUAUAUAAUAUGAGGCGAUAAAAUCAUUGAUCAUAUCAACUUAGUACAUUUUUUUGACUAUAUGCCCUAUUUGGUUGUCCUGGUAUCAUAUGUAUUUGCUUCUAUGUUUCUUAAAAGUACCAAUAUUUAACGAUCUCAAAGUAUCCUUAGGUGUUCCAAUUUGUAAUGUGAUUUAAUAAAGAUAUUGUUGAGGGCUCUACUUAGUGGACCUGCAUUCAUCUCUUGGUAUUAGAAGUAUAUUAUGUUUCUAGCAAA